This is a messenger RNA of Aspergillus aculeatus ATCC 16872, 1533 nucleotides long. It is a transcript of the gene bna4, whose product is annotated as kynurenine 3-monooxygenase. The coding region runs from base 1 to 1533 and encodes 510 amino acids. The record is from RefSeq and is a predicted model, not a curated record. The transcript is spliced from 3 exons. Gene Ontology annotation, biological process: NAD+ metabolic process; L-tryptophan catabolic process; quinolinate biosynthetic process. Gene Ontology annotation, molecular function: FAD binding; NAD(P)H oxidase H2O2-forming activity; kynurenine 3-monooxygenase activity. Gene Ontology annotation, cellular component: mitochondrial outer membrane. Lineage: Eukaryota; Fungi; Ascomycota; Eurotiomycetes; Eurotiales; Aspergillaceae.
AUGGCACAUUCCACACCUGCCAAACAAAAAGUUGUCAUCGUGGGCGCAGGCCCGGUGGGGUCCCUUGCAGCUCUCUAUGCAGCAGCCCGAGGCGACGUUGUUGAAGUAUAUGAGCUACGUGGAGAUCUGCGUGACCCGGCGACUAUCCCGUUGAACUUCACCAAGUCUAUCAAUUUAGCACUGUCGGAGCGAGGCAUCAACGCCAUGAGGGAGUCGCACCGCGAUGAACUCAUCGACCGGGUUCUCGCGGAUUCAAUCCCCAUGCAUGGACGCAUGAUCCACGGCCGGACGGAUGGCAAGCUUUGGGAAGCUGCUCAAGCAUACGAUGUUCACGGCCGAGCAAUCAACGCAGUCGACCGCGGCACCCUGAACAACGCCCUUCUGGAUGAGUUGGAGCAGACCCCCAACGUGCGACUCUUCUUCAACCACAAGCUCGUCGGGGCCGACUUCCGCGCCAACCGGGCCUGGUUCGAACGGCGCGACCCCGGGAGCAAUCCCUACGACAAAGCUACAGAAGUCGAAGCGACCUUCGACCUCCUCAUCGGCGCGGACGGGGCCCACUCGGCGGCGCGCUACCACAUGAUGAAGUUCGCCCGCGUCGACUACCAGCAAGAGUACAUCGACACGCUGUGGUGCGAGUUCCGCAUCCCGCCGUCCCCGACGACCAACGACUUCCUCAUCUCCCCGAACCACCUGCACAUCUGGCCCGGCAAGGAAUUCAUGUUCAUUGCCAUCCCGUCGGCCGAUCGGUCCUUCACCUGCACGCUCUUCGCGCCCGCCGACCACUACGAUACCCUCUCGGCCAGCUCCCCCGACCGACUAAUCGAGUUCUUCGACACCAACUUCCCCGGGGUGUGCCCGGACCUCAUCACCCCGGAGGCCCUGCACGAACAGUUCACGACCAACCAGCACCUGCCCCUCAUCAGCCUCAAAUGCAAACCCCACCACUACGACGCCAGCGUCGUCGUCGUCGGCGACGCCGCGCACGCUGUCCUCCCGUUCUACGGCCAGGGCCUCAACGCCGGGUUGGAGGACAUCCGGACGCUGUUCGACAUCCUGGAUCGACACGGGGUCUACAGCAACAGCUUCAGCCCGGGGAUGCAGGACGACCCCGAGCGCCGCCGGGAGGCCCGCCGGCGCGCGCUGCAGGCCUACACGGACCAGCGCGCGGCCGACACGCACGCCAUCAACGACCUCUCGAAGCAGAACUUCCUCGAGAUGCGCUGGGGCGUCAAGUCCCCGCUGUACAGGCUGCGCAAGGCCGUCGAGGAGUCCAUGGACCGCUACCUGCCCGGUCUGGGCUGGCAGACGCAGUACACCCGCGUCAGCUUCAGCAACCAGCGGUACUCGGAGGUGGUGCAGGCCGUGCGCAGACAAGGUCGCCUGCUGGGCUUGGGGCUCGGCGCCGCGGCCCUGGUGGCCGGUCUGUCGGCGGUGGCGGUGAGUCUGCAGUUCUGGAGGCGACGGCCGGCUCCCCGCUCGCUGUGGGCGGUUCUUCGCAAUGUCUGGCGCGAGGCAGGAGCGUGGCUUUGA